AUGACGGAUAAGCUCGAUUUUGAUCCAUACGAACUGUUGGCACUGUCAGAGGAAUGCAGUCAGCAAGACGUGAUCAGGGCGUACAGAAAAACGGCUUUGAUAUGGCAUCCGGACAAAAACCCUUCCCAGAAAGAUUUUGGUAGAAAAAUCGUUACAAUUAAUCCGGUGAUCAUUAAUUUCAAAUUAAAGUCGUAUUUAGCGCAACAGAUGUUCCUGAAGGUGGCGAAAGCAUUGGAAAUUUUAUGCGACCCGGCUGCCAAGGCGGCACUCGAUCGUCUCCGGCAUGCGCAUCGUAUAAACGUUGAGCGAAAUAAGCACCUGGACGAAAGGAGGAGAAAGCUUAAAGAAGGUUAA
Molecule: messenger RNA, 354 nt
Organism: Soboliphyme baturini
Lineage: Eukaryota; Metazoa; Nematoda; Enoplea; Dioctophymatida; Soboliphymatidae
Source: the annotation of a GenBank genome assembly